Messenger RNA from Uranotaenia lowii, 2493 nucleotides. RefSeq lists its product as uncharacterized. Gene Ontology annotation, biological process: DNA integration. The record is from RefSeq and is a predicted model, not a curated record. Bases 1 to 2493 code for a protein of 830 amino acids. Gene Ontology annotation, molecular function: nucleic acid binding. The transcript has a single exon. Lineage: Eukaryota; Metazoa; Arthropoda; Insecta; Diptera; Culicidae.
AUGCAGGAUCUUCCAGAAGAACUAUUAGCGAUACCCAAAAACGGAAAAAUUGAGCUUAAUCCUGAUCCGUCCGUCCGAACGCUUGGACUUUUGUGGCAAUUAAAAACCGAUACCCUUAGUUUCCAGUUCACCAUCCAACCAAUUGACCCAAAUACACAACAAACGAAACGAAAGGUACUGUCUUCCAUUGCGACGCUAUUUGAUCCAUUGGGUCUGAUUGGAGCGGUCAUAACAACAGCAAAAAUAAUGAUGCAACAGCUCUGGUGUGUUGAAGAUAAAAAUGGCAACAAAUUGGAAUGGGAUGUUCAAAUACCAAGAAUGUUGGCGGAAAAGUGGAGACUUUUUCAUGAUCAAAUUCCGCUACUCAACAAACUGCAAAUUCCAAGGUGUACGGUGACCUCAAAUGCGAUAAGUAAGGAACUACAUUUAUUUUCCGAUGCAUCAGAAAAGGCUUUCGGAGCAUGUGCGUAUUUUCGUAGUAUUGACGCCAAUGGAAAUAUAUCAUCAAGGCUUUUAACAUCAAAAUCAAGAAUCGCACCACUUAAAACACAGUCGAUACCAAGAUUGGAGCUUUGUGGAGCGUUGAAGGCCGCGGAGCUAGCCGAAAGUAUUGUGAAGGCGCUUGAGGUACAAAUUGAUAUAUACUUCUGGACGGAUUCAACCUGUGUACUCCAAUGGUUAAAACACAUCCCGUCGACAUGGACUACAUACGUUGCAAAUCGAAUAUCCAAGAUACAAAGACUGACUGAGAAGCAUCCGUGGAGGCACGUUCCAGGUGAACAGAACCCUGCGGACAUAAUAUCUCGUGGCGUUUAUCCCGAACAGAUCCAAGAAAAUAGCCUAUGGUGGCAUGGUCCCCAAUGGUUGCGGCAACAAGAGAACUUUUGGCCUAACCAGAACCAGGAUUUGGGCCCUGAAGAAGCAGAGAAGGAGAUUAGAAGAACGUCAGCAUACGUCGCUGUUGAAGAUGAGGAGAAAUUUGGACAAAAUUAUUGUGCUAAAUUUUCCACCUUUACCAAGCUCAUUCGUUCGACUGCAUAUUGGAUUCGGCUGAUGAAUCAUCUUAGCAAACCAGCAGUUAAAGCAAGGGGAUUUCUUUCAACAAAAGAACUGAAAAUAGCAGAAAAUGCGAUAAUACGUUGUAUCCAGAGAGAAUCAUUUCCAAAAGAAACCAAGGCGUUGAUGAAGAAGGUCCCAAUUGCUAAUAAUUCCGAUCUACGUUGGUUCAACCCGAAAAUUAGUAGUGAGGGCAUUAUUCGCUUAGGUGGGAGAUUAAGUAAUGCAGACGAGUCAGAAGAUGUAAAACACCCUAUUGCGCUACCGACUAAACACCCUUUUACUCGACUGCUGCUAGAGCAUUAUCACAAGGAGCUUCUACAUGCGGCACCACAACUUUUGCUCGCCUCGGUUCGUCUAAGGUAUUGGCCGAUUGGAGGACGAAGUCUAGUACGCCAGGUAGUACAUAACUGUUUACGCUGUUUCCGACAAAGGCCAAAAUCAGUUGAGCAGUUCAUGGGAGAGCUGCCAGCAGCUCGUGUAACUCCAUCACCACCAUUUUCGAAAUCCGUAGUCGACUAUUUUGGACCUAUAUUCGUCCGCCCAGGGCCUCGUCGACCAGCAAUUAAGGCAUAUGGUGCCCUUUUUAUUUGUCUAUGUACCAAGGCAGUUCAUUUAGAAUUGGUCACCGAUUUGUCGACGGAGAAAUUUAUACAGGCACUUGAGCGUUUCAUUGGUAGAAGAUCAAUUCCCGCAGAUCUGUACUCCGAUAAUGGUACCAACUUCGUCGGUGCACGAAACCAACUACAACAACUCAUGCAGAAUUUGGGAAGCAGUGAAUUUCAUCGAGAGAUUAACAGUAGAUGCAGCGAAAAGGGAAUCCAGUGGCACUUUAAUCCACCAGCAGCUCCACAUUUUGGAGGAUUGUGGGAGGCCGCUGUAAGAUCGGCUAAACAGCACCUAUUGAAAGUUUUGGGAGAAAAUGCAGCAUCUUAUGAGGAUCUUAACACACUCUUUAUAAAGGUCGAAGCGUGUCUUAAUUCAAGACCAUUGAUACCACUUUCGGAGGAUCCCAAUGAUUUGACACCCUUGACUCCCGGACACUUUUUAGUAGGAAGAUCAAUGGUUCAACUCCCCGAGCAAAAUUGGACGGAACUUCCCACGAAUAGAUUAACUCACUUCCAGCUUAACCAACAAAGAUUUCAACAUUUUUGGAUGCGUUGGCGAAGAGAAUACUUGUCUCAGCUUCAAGGCAGAAUUAAGCGGUGGAAACUGGCAGUUCCGAUUAAGGUCGGGCAACUUGUAGUCGUACGAGAUGAGAACUUACCGCCGCUGCGUUGGAAGAUGGCACGUAUUAUAGCGGUACAUCCUGGAGAAGAUGGCGUAGUACGCGUAGUUAGCCUUAAAACGGAACAUGGAACGAUAAAACGAGCAGUUGAGAAAAUUUGUCUGCUGCCGCCUAGAUUGCAGCCCCUUGAAAAUGAACCUGAGAAAUAA